AUUUCUUAUGGGCAGUAACGCACUAGGUAUCAGAUUAAGUCUGAAAGUUCGAUGAAAGCCGUCGAUCUGAUGCCUUGACGGCGUUGACCGGGGCAGCCGGUAGCCGCACAGCUCGCCUGCUUGUUUCCUGGGAGAAUCGCUAACAGAGGGAUGAGCCUGGUGCUAAUGCUGAGACAUAACGACACACCAAAUAAGUCCCGAGCCCUUAACGGACUGCAGAGAGCGCGUCCUGACACCCGCUUCUUAACGAUUCCUUUACGCCUGGCUGUAUUUAAGGUCUGUUAAUGGUUGUAAGUAGCUUUUUUUGGCAAUCCGCUAUAGCGCUUUGUGCUAGCAAGCUAAACAGCCAGGUAAGUGGUGAGCUAGCCUGCUGCUGAUCGCCGGUUCAUCAGCGCUGACUGUUAGCGAUCCCGAACAGCACUUUCAGCUAGCCUAGAGACAACCGUACUGUAGCCGAGGCACUACUGUUACCAAACCGAGCCGCUUUACUGAACGCUAGCUAUAAAUACACGGCUUUGUUUCCCUCCGACCCAAAUGCGGUUCAGUUACUGACGGCGUGUCUUCCUCGCUCGCCUCUUGGCAGGUUUGGACCGCCGGCGUUUUCCCUGCCCGGGAUUUACUGAACUCUGUCGGCACGCCGUCAAACUCUGAGACGAGCCGCGGGGCUGAAAUAGCGUCAAUCCUUUUGGGCCGACAUAAAGAUAAACACGUUGUCCCAGUUAAGCCUGUAGGUUAGCGCUAGACAGUCCCAAAUUUAAUGGAAAGUCACCGUUGCAUUUCGGGAAAAAGGUACAGAGUCGAUCCUCCGAGGCCGGACACACAGACUCGUUAAUCAGACUAAACCCGGUGUGAAGAUUCAGCAGGACAUAUGAACACCAUGUCGGAGGACAACAAUGCAGACAAGUUUAUCAAGGAGAGCUCCAUCCUGGAAGAGUACAGUAUAAACUGGACACAGAAGCUCGGUGCUGGAAUCAGUGGACCUGUAAGGGUGUGUGUGAAGAAGUCAACACAGGAACGGUUAGCUUUGAAGAUCCUGAUCGACAGACCUAAAGCACGAAAUGAGGUAAGACUUCAUAUGAUGUGCGCCUCACAUCCCAACAUUGUACGCAUCUUGGAGGUUUAUGCCAACAGCGUGCAGUUUCCCCAUGAAUCCAGUCCACGAGCAAGAUUAUUAAUUGUUAUGGAGAUGAUGGAAGGAGGAGAGCUGUUCCACAGAAUCAGCCAGCACAGGCACUUUACAGAGAAGAUGGCCAGCCAAGUCACUAAACAGAUUGCCCAGGCUCUGGAACAUUGUCACUCACUUAACAUUGCACAUCGAGACCUAAAGCCAGAAAACCUGCUGUUUAAGGAUAAUUCACUGGAUGCUCCUGUAAAAUUGUGUGAUUUUGGUUUUGCUAAAAUCGAUCAAGGUGAUCUGAUGACCCCACAAUUCACUCCUUACUAUGUAGCACCUCAGGUAUUGGAGGCACAAAGACGCCACCAGAAAGAAAAGUCUGGAAUAAUACCUACCUCACCCACCCCGUACACAUACAACAAGAGCUGUGACUUGUGGUCCUUGGGCGUAAUUAUCUAUGUGAUGCUGUGCGGUUAUCCUCCGUUUUAUUCCAAGCACCACAGCCGCACCAUCCCUAAAGACAUGCGCAAGAAGAUCAUGACCGGCAGCUUCGACUUCCCUGAAGAUGAGUGGAGCCAGAUAUCCGAAAUGGCAAAGGACAUUGUACGCAAGCUACUGAAGGUAAAGCCUGAAGAAAGGCUAACCAUCGAGGGGGUCUUGGCUCACCCCUGGCUUAAUUGCACUGAGGCCUUGGACAAUGUGCUUCCUUCUGCUCAGAUGAUGAUGGACAAGGCGGUGGUCGCUGGAAUCCAGCAAGCCCAUGCAGAGCAACUGGCCAACAUGAGAAUACAAGACCUUAAUGUCAGCCUCAAGCCUCUCAGCUCUGUGAACAACCCAAUUCUGAGGAAAAGAAAGCUGCUAGGUACAAAGCCUAAUGAUGGCUUCUUCAUUAAUGACCCUGAAAAUGGAGCAGAAGACUCUAAUGUGGCUCUGGAAAAACUGCGGGAUGUGAUUGCACAGUGCAUCCUGCCACAGGCUGGGGAAAAUGAGGAUGAGAAGUUGAAUGAAGUGAUGUAUGAAGCGUGGCGUUUCAACAGAGACUGCAAGCUCCUCCGUGAUGGCCUGCAGGGACUGAACUGGGAUGGUAGGGCUUUCUCCGACAAAGUGGAUCGCUUGAAAUUGGCAGAGAUUGUGAAACAGGCUAUUGAAGAAAAGACAAACUUGGAAGACUCCCAAUAGAAAGUGCUGCUUUUUUAUUUCCUUUUGUACUGUUUAUUAUAAUUGUUCUUAAGCAAAUAACUGUAAAGUGUAAUUUUAUGUAAAUUGAAGCGCAUAUUUUCCCCCUUCCAUGGACACGCUCGCAAGCCUGUUGUACAGCUGUAGAUAACGCCAAGUUGUUGGUAUGAUUACUUUUUUCUACAGACGACAGUGAUGAUACAUUUCAAAAAGAUUAUUUUUGUUUUUGCAAGGAAAAAUACCAACUGAGGCAGUAGCCCUUUGUAAUUCAUUGCAGAGAUUUCUUUUUAUUUUUUGUUUUAAUGACGCUCGCAAGUCUAUUUAUAAGAAAAAGUAUGUUGUUUUACCACAAUGCUUAAAAAAGUCAAAUGAACAUAUGGAGGCUUCUUUAAAAAGGUUGCGGUGGGGGGGGUUUGAACAGACGUUUAACUGCAAUUAGAUAUCAUUUCAUAUCACAUCAUAUCAUAUAACAAUGAUAUGAUAUAUUAAAUAUGUAAUAAAUUACAAUGCUAAAUCUUUUGUGUCCUUUACAGCCCAAAAUCUUUAACCAAGUUAUGUCACGCUAGCAUUAUUCUUCAUUCAUAUCAACUCAUUUUUCGCUCAACUCCAGUAGUUUACUCCCUUUAGUUCAGUUCAUACAUGGCCGUUUGGUGACUUAUGACUUAAAAUUGCGGCCUUCAUCAGCUGUGUCCGUGAAAAACAAGUAAAUGCUGUAUCUCGUUUGACCGUCUAAGCUGGAAGUACAUUUGACUUGCACUAAAUGAACUGUUUUUCUAAUUUUCCUAAAGCAUCAGGGUCAUAAUCUCAAUUGGUUAAUUGGAGUGUGUUCAUACAAAUCAAACAUCUUAUGACCUGAACAACUGUGUAACAUGUGACCUGUGUAGUUAUGUGUAUAACAUUCAUUUGAAGUCUUAAUAAUUUUACAGAAGAUGCCACAUGGAGCCCGGUUUAGUCUCCAAACCAGAACGUAUGCCCAAGUAAUUCCUCCAUCGAGAGAGGCCUGUUCAAUUAUCUUAGUUGCACCUGGCAAAUGUGGAUAUCACUGUAUUACUAAAAUAAUUCAUUCAUUCAAGACUUAUUAACUAGGCCUGAUAAUUCAGCUGCUUUCAGGGUCAUUAUAUGAAAGCCAAAUCAUAAUGUCAUAAAGAUUUUGAUUCUUACACUUUAUUUGAACAAACUUACAGAAAAAAAUUGUACGUAAAGAAAUAUAACAGCGUUGUAUUAAUCAUCCAAACUGCUUUUUUAUUACCUAGGUGAUAUCACCUAAAAAUAUUGCAAGAAAUUACAUUAGAUUUGUUGUACCAACACAUCCCCAAAUAAUACUAAUGAUAGGAUUUAGCACGCUCCCUUCUUUGGAUAACAGAUAUUUUGUUCUAUAACCAUGUCAUAGAAUAUGUGUUAACUUCAUUGCUAAAUAGAUGCCUUCCUACAGUUAUGGGCCACAAACACAGUGCAGUCUACCUUAACGCUUUACUAUGUUAUUUAAUUUGCAGUGUUCUUUAAAUGACAGUAAACAGUUUUGUAGUAUCAAAAGCUGUUGAGUUGAACCCAAAGAUAUCACAUGCCCUGCGUAUGUGCUGAUUGCUCAGUAAGACGUGUAGCAAUGCACCUGGAGAAACGUUCGGAAAAUGAGUUGAAAGAUCUUCUGUAUGUAGAACAAAACUGCUGAGCCAUAGUCAGAUUGCCUUAUGCCUAGCCCUUUGCGAUCCACAUCAAAACAAAAGCAUCAUAAAGCUAGUGGCCUUUUUUUAAAGCAACUUGCCAUCUAAACGUGGCAAUAUUAUAUUCUCUCUGAAUUAGUCUGAAAGGCCUUGUGUCUGUAUUAGGUUUGCUACUACAAACAAGACCCUUGUGUUUCUAGAGCUUCCAGUUUUUAUUGUAUUUUAAUUUAUUUGACUUCCUACCCUUUUAUGAUGUGGCACAUGAGCACUUACUGUCAUUUCAUGAUGGAACACAUGUAGAUCUGUACCUCAGACAGUAUUUUUUGUGGGGGGGGGGUUGUUCUGAACAUACUGAAAUAUUUGUAUUAAA
Molecule: messenger RNA, 4321 nt
Organism: Hemibagrus wyckioides
Lineage: Eukaryota; Metazoa; Chordata; Actinopteri; Siluriformes; Bagridae
Gene: mapkapk5
Product: MAPK activated protein kinase 5
Exons: 14
Coding region: 869-2293 (474 amino acids)
Biological process (GO): protein autophosphorylation; negative regulation of TOR signaling; peptidyl-serine phosphorylation
Cellular component (GO): cytoplasm; nucleus
Molecular function (GO): ATP binding; calmodulin binding; calcium-dependent protein serine/threonine kinase activity
Source: RefSeq, a predicted model, not a curated record